GUUGGCAGUGUGCGCUCAGACGCAUAGACGCAAGUAUCCCACUGGCUGGAGUUGGAGGACACCCGGCUGCUCCCGCUCCUGCUGCUGAUCUCUUGUCUUGUUUUAGUCUCCCAGCGGUGAGAAGACCAGCCCGCACGGGAAGGAGAGAGAAAGAAGAGAAGCUGUACUUUUUUUUUUUUGAGUCAGAGAAACUGUGCGGAAUCGGGACCCGCGGACACUUUUUUUCUUUCUUUCUUUCUUUCUUUAAAGAGGAGGGAUUGUUAAUCGACGAGACGGCUGAUCUGUUUCUGUUCCGUGCACACUCCCGCACAACCGCACACAGGCACACACGCACACUCUCUUUCAAUGGAUUUCAAAAGCGUGGAAGUUACCCACUGGGAAUUAAACUAAGUUGCUUUUCGGGUUCGGCGCUUUUCUUUCUCGUAAAGGCUUUAUGUUUGACGCGGAGACGAAGACGAUGAUUCUCGCACUCUUAUACGUGCUCCUGCCUCUUUUGGAUGUAUGGUGUUACGCAGAGGAGAGUCUGCGCGCCGGUGCCAGUACCCGCAUGGACUGCGUAAGAGCCAGCGAGCAGUGUCUGAAGGAGCAGGCGUGCAGCACCAAGUAUCGCACCAUGAGGCAGUGCGUGACCGGAGGGAAGGAGAGCAACUUCAGCAUGGUGGCCGGCCUGGAGGCCAAGGACGAGUGCCGGAGCGCCAUGGACGCGCUCAAACAGAGUCCGCUGUACAACUGCAGGUGUAAACGCGGCAUGAAGAAGGAGAAGAACUGUCUGCGCAUUUACUGGGGGAUCUAUCAGACAUUACAGGGUAAUGAUUUCCUGGAGGAUUCCCCAUAUGAACCCGUGAACAGUCGCCUGUCCGACAUUUUCCGCUUGGCUCCCAUCUUAGAGGGUGGGGAACCUUGGAGUAGCUCUGCGUCGUCAGCUCCAGGCAGGGGGGGCACCCAGGGUAGAGAGCCCACUCUGAGCCAUAGGAGCCCCUCCUCCACAGAACAUCGGGAUCCCAGUAGAAACAGGAGAGCUCAUCCCAAUUGGGCCAUACCGGGUGAGCCAGCAGUGGCCCGAGAGAACAACUGUCUGAACGCCGCCAAGGCCUGCAACCUCAAUGACACGUGCAAGAAGUACCGCUCGGCGUACAUCAGCCCCUGCACCAGUCGCGUCUCCACCGCCGAAAUCUGCAACAAGAGGAAGUGUCACAAGGCCCUGCGGCAGUUCUUUGACAAGGUUCCACCAAAGCACAGCUAUGGCAUGCUGUACUGCUCCUGUCCACUCAGCGACCAGACGGCGUGCUCGGAGCGCCGGCGUCAGACCAUCGUACCCGUCUGCUCGUAUGAAGAGAAGCAGAAACCCAACUGUCUGGAGCUGCAGGGCUCCUGCAAGACCAACUACAUCUGCAAGUCACGUCUGGCUGACUUCUUUGUCAACUGCCAACCAGAGCCUCGCUCGCUGUCAGGCUGCCUGAAGGAGAACUAUGCAGACUGCCUCCUCGCAUACUCAGGCCUGAUCGGUACAGUGAUGACUCCCAACUACCUGCGCUCUCCCAACAUCAGCGUCUCCCCGUACUGCGACUGCAGCAACAGCGGCAACAACAAGGACGAGUGCGACAAGUUCAGAGAGUUUUUCACGGAGAACACCUGCCUCCGUAAUGCCAUCCAAGCCUUUGGAAAUGGGACCGACGUGGGCGUGUGGCAGCCGUUGUCACCCGUCCAGACCACCACCUCCACCACCACUCACUACCAGAAGAACCGCGAGCGCAGCCCCAACAUCAUUGACAACCAAAUCAACACAGACCCGGGAAUCUAUCACUUCUGUGGGAGCCUACAGGCUCAGAAACUGAAGUCAAACUCAACGGUUGAUGGCGUCUUCUGUGUGGACCCUCAGAUAGACAGUCCAAGUACAUCCAACGCCAUUGUGAAGAACUCGUCCCCCUCCAGACAGCCUGCAGGCCUGGCUUCUCUGCUGCUCCCGCUGGUCUGGCUGUGGUACUGCAGCCUCCCGACACUCCUCUCACUGGGCGACUUGUAGCCUCAGCGCUUUACAGCAAAAAAAGCUACAGUGGACUGACAAACACACAUUUGUAUAAAAGAAGAUGCAAAGAAAUGAUCAGCUUUUUCUCUCAGUAAUAACUGUUGUACUUUAAUUUCCCUCUGGAAUCUGUCUCUAUUUUGAUUUGUACGUAGAUUUUUUUUUGUUUGUUUUUUAUUGUUCUCUCUUUCUUUUCGUAGUUUAUUUUUUGCAGCUUUGUGCUAAAACAGUGAUCUACUAUAUCUACUCAGUUUGGCUGUGUGUUACCGUUCUCUUCGUUGAUUAAGAAAAAUGGAUCAUUCAAAGCUUUCAUGUCGUUCGCUUGGGCUGAAAGGACAAAGCACUCGAGGAUCACAUUCCAGUAAACCGCAGCUGGUGGCUCUUGGAUCCAUUCCCACAAUGUAAAUGAACAAUGAUUUCUGUUUCUUCUUUGUGAGUUUCACCCACGUCUGUUUGUGUGUUGAGGCUAUCGGUGGAAUCUUUCGCUUAAAAGUCACAGUCGGUUCAGUCACGGCUACGUUUCAUCGCACGGGCAGCCUGUCAGGUGUCAAUCACGCUCUCCUGUGCUCUGUGUUUGCUUCAUAAUGACGUGAUCAGGCAUUUUUAUGAGCUGAUGUGGAUAUUUACCCGCAGAAAAUAAACAUACAA
Solea senegalensis (Senegalese sole) is the source of this 2671-nucleotide messenger RNA. It is a transcript of the gene gfra1a, whose product is annotated as gdnf family receptor alpha 1a. Gene Ontology annotation, molecular function: signaling receptor activity. The record is from RefSeq and is a predicted model, not a curated record. Gene Ontology annotation, cellular component: signaling receptor complex; external side of plasma membrane. Gene Ontology annotation, biological process: nervous system development. Bases 434 to 2023 code for a protein of 529 amino acids. The transcript has 11 exons. Lineage: Eukaryota; Metazoa; Chordata; Actinopteri; Pleuronectiformes; Soleidae.